Molecule: messenger RNA, 4872 nt
Organism: Phlebotomus argentipes
Lineage: Eukaryota; Metazoa; Arthropoda; Insecta; Diptera; Psychodidae
Gene: Hs6st
Product: heparan-sulfate 6-O-sulfotransferase 2
Exons: 4
Coding region: 318-1625 (435 amino acids)
Cellular component (GO): membrane
Molecular function (GO): heparan sulfate 6-sulfotransferase activity
Source: RefSeq, a predicted model, not a curated record
ACUUCAUUUGCGUUCUGAUACGCUCGCAGUCGCAUUUCUCUCAUUAAAACCGAAAGUAUUUAUUUAUAGAGGUGCUGUGCAGUGGCUUCAGCGAUGCCUACAUCAGAGCCCGCGUCGUCCUGAGUCGCGAUACGCAAAUAGACCAAACAGACGGCCCCAAGUGAGCUCGUGAGUGCGCGAGUGUGAGUGCUGGAGCGUCGCCUGGCGCUCACGAAGCGCCCCGCGGACGCGUGAGCCGCGCCGAGGCCCGCGGAGUGCCAUGAAAGUGACUGUGGACAGCUUCCCGUGCGGAUAAAUGAGUCGUCCGUGGGGCGAUUAUGGUGGCCCUGGACAUGAAGAAGAGUGUCUCAGUUCAAGUAGGCAGUGACUUCGCCCUGAUUCUGCCCGAGGGACUCUACGAAAUCACGAAGAUGGAGCCCCGCUCGCGCCAGCGAUCCAUUGUGAUUGCCUGCGUAUUCCUCGCCAUCGCCGGAAUGGUCAUCUUCGGAUACUUCUGCAAUGACCAAGUGUGCGCUCUGACCAAGAAGGAGAUGAUGAUGAGCUCGGAAGUCUCCGCACUCACGUCAGACGCAGCGAACUCGAUUGGAAAGUCGCCGAUGCAGCUGAACAAUCCGGGAUUGAGUUACGAGGAGGUCCUCAAUGACGACGACUUCCAAUUCGAUAUGGACGCGCACGAUGUGAUGGUGUUCCUGCACAUCCAGAAGACCGGCGGCACAUCUUUCGGCAAGCACCUCGUACGUGACCUGGACCUCAAACGUCCGUGCACGUGUCAAAGGCGAAAAAAGCGCUGCCACUGCUUUCGGCCGCAUCGCAAUGAGAUUUGGCUGUUCUCGCGCUACUCAACGGGCUGGAAGUGUGGCCUUCAUGCCGACUGGACGGAGCUGACGAGCUGUGUGGAUCAGGAGUUGGACAAGAAUGAGGGUGAGACGACGAAGAGGCGCUACUUCUACGUGUCACUGCUGCGGGAGCCGAUUGCGCGGUACCUGAGUGAGUUCAGGCAUGUCCAGCGCGGCGCGACGUGGAAGACGUCGCGUCACUGGUGCCUGGGCAGACAGGCGAGUGCGGCAGAGCUGCCUGCUUGCUAUUCUGGGGAGAACUGGAUGGAUGUGCAGCUGGAUGAGUUUGCGGCGUGCGAAAGCAAUUUAGCAGCAAAUCGACAGACGCGAAUGCUUUCGGAUUUGGCGCUUGUUGGCUGCUACAACAAGUCCUCAAUGCCGGCCGACGAGCGAGACCGCGUGAUGCUGGCGAGUGCAAAGAGGAAUCUCGCCUCCAUGGCGUACUUCGGGCUGACAGAGUAUCAGAAGAUUUCCCAGUACAUCUUCGAGGAGACAUUCAAUCUGCGCUUUGCCAUACCCUUUGAGCAGCACAAUACAACCGUAUCGACGACGACAAUGAAUGAUUUGAGCCCGGAGCAGAAGAGGCGAAUUGAGCAGCUUAAUUCACUUGACAUUGAACUCUAUGCCUUUGCCAAAAGGCUCCUCUUCCAAAGAUUUGAGAAGCUAAAGGCCAAAGAUGUGGACUUUGAAGUGAGAUUUGCACACUUGGGCAACCUAGGAAUGCGAAAUGGUGUGACAGAGUUUAACUGGGACAGCAAUAUUGAGGAUACAAGCACAGAGCAGCAAUAAGGGCAGUGAUUACUGACACCAGACCUCCGUGGCAACCACAGUGAUAUUUUAUCGGGCGACUAACAACUUCACCGAAACGAGAGCAGCUUUGAGGAGAAGGUAUAUUUUUUAAGAGUAGAUUUCUAUUUAUUGAACUAUCACGUCUUAGAAUUGAAUGGGAAGUGUGCGGAAGAUGGUUUGACACUAUCUGUGCACCGGAACAACAUUAAUUUAUGUGACGGCGUUUAUUUGUCCGCUUGCAUGAACGGAGAGGGAGAGAGAGAGAGAGAGCUUCUCAUUCAAUUUAUAUUUUUCAAGCCAAAAAGAAGAUAAUGUAAUGUAAAAAUAUACAUAAUGAGAAUAGAACGAAGAAUAUUCAGUUGAUACGCAUAUUGCUAUAAGGUAUAUUGUUAGGAAGUAACACAAGAGACACGACGAAGUGAGUGUGAAUGUGUACAAAUGAAUGGGAGGAUGUGUUACUAUGUAAUAAUAUAGUUGUAGGAAGAGAUAUUGAAAAACACACAAGCACUAAUUUGAUACAAUGAUGAAAAUGGAACCUAUUGAGGCCUCUUUUAUUGAAGCAACAUCGCCACCAGUGUUUGACUACAUAAAAUUGCCAUUUAUUUUUAUGUGAAAUUAAAUAACACAUGCGAGAGACACUUUGGCGCAUUGAACCGCAUUCUGUGGGACAUAAAUACUGGGCGCAAUUUGUCUCAAUUCUUUUCGCACAACUCUCCAUCACAGCCAUUAUUAUUAGCCAUUUAGAUUGGGUGAGAUUAACAACAGCAUAACUAGCAAACAACGAUGACCGAAUGAAAUUUACUCAAUAGGAGGAGGAGAAUAUUUUUUCACCAUGAGCAGUAACAAUUACGAAGAAAGUGUGCAAAUUGACGUCUUUAUACAAAUAAUAUUAUUGAGUGAUGUUGCAUUUGGGAUUUAAUGUAGGCUAUACUUUUAGAGGGGUGACAAUAAUAACGGAGUACGAAGCCAGAUGUAGGAAUAGAAGUAUGAGUAUUUCAUUACCAUUUUCUAUCAGGUGAUUAAAAUUUAAAAGAAAGUUUGUAGAGAAUAAAUGCAAAAAAUAUUGUGAAUGAAAUAAAAUACAACCACGUAGAAGAAAGGUUUUAUAGAGUUGAGAACAAUGUUCAACAAACAAAUUGUAGUGUGAAAUGCAGAAUUAAUGAGAUUAUGAGUAGUUUUAGAUAACUUUUUGUUUUUUUUUAAUGAAUUUCCUUUGACAUGCGAACAUUUUUUUUUAAUUAUACAUAGGUUGUACAUAUUCAACAGAUCUGAAAUGCAAAACAAAAUACAUCUCUAUAUAAUUAUUGUAACUGAAUGAGAUUUUAGAGGUUGAAAAUUUGCGCCCUCUCGAAAAUAUUACAGUCGGUUAAUUUGGAAUCAUGGCAAUUAAAAGAGACUCAUUAGAGAAAAUCAUGGUCUCGCCGAAGGCUUUAUCUUCUCUCUUGCAUCCCCCUUUUUACGUAUUUUAUACUCUUUUAAUUACUCUCGCAAUUCAUAAGAGGGUUCAACUUGUGUAUUUCCUUCUCUUUGUGUCCUUCGUACAGUUGCACUAAUUUAAUUUUUGCCAUAAAGAGUAAAUCUACCACAAAAUCCGUGAAUUUCUCCAACUGCUGAAAAAUACGUAUAAAUGCGCGUGUUGAAUGACAAAGAGAGAAAAAAAAGGAAGACAAAAGAGCGGUUUAUUCUAUGGCAAUGCCACUUGAACUCUCGUCCCCUUGUUUUGCCAUUCGUUCCGUGGUGUAAAAGCGACUCUCGCUUCCGAUCUGAGGCGCGUCUUUCUCCGCAAUAACACACAAUUGCCGCCAUUCUCUAGGCCUCUCAAGAGCAAACAGCAUCUUCGGAUGUUGAUGGGGAAGAUUACGGCGUUGCCCAUUCCCAGAAUUCGCUUCUCACAUCGCAGCUAAUUGACUCGAUAUGAAAGUCUUAAUUGAAUCAAACUGACUGUGAAUUUAUUAAGAGGGCGAAGUGGUUGAAGAUUCUCUGCCUAACAACUUGAGUCUCUCUGAAAUCCCAGUGACAAACUCUUCCCGCCAAUUUCUAGGCUCAUUUAUAAAAGUCUCACUAUCAUUUUAUAAAUAUACACAAUUCUUUUGAAGCGAUAUUUACACAGUCAUUCCCUGUUAUCGACGUUACUUUUUAUCACAAUAUUAUUCGUAUAAAUAUUUUCGCUCGUUUCGCCAAUUCCAGGAAAAUCUCUCUAUGAAGUGUGAAAAUGUUUGAACACAAAUAGCCGUGGGCAGUUUAAUAUUAAAUCAAUCUAUUGAGCUUUAUGAUUUAGAAUAUUCAUGAACUUGUGCAUAUUAUUGAGUAAUUUUUCCUCCGUCUACUAAGCUCGCUCAUGGAUUAAUUUUUUGAUUUUCAUCACAUUUGCAUAGAUUUCUGCAGUCAUGAAUUCUUCUAAAUACAUUGCAAAAUUGUAUUUUUAGACUAGAUAACCUGUGUCGACCCGAAAGACGGGGAAAAAACUUGUGAAAACGGAUUGGGAAAUGAUGUCUUAUCAGAAAUUGAAAUGCAAGAGUUCGCAAAAAAAACCGCCAUGCGACUGUACAGGUCAGCGAAAUGUAUGAAAAAAGAGGGUUUAAUUGAAAAAUGAGUGAAUGACAGUGUUAAUGGUAUUUUGUGCCUAAUUAUUCAAUCACUUUGUCAGCCGUCUGACCUCGACUUGACAUUUUAAUUAAUAAUUAGAAAUUUGCGUGUGACUUGUGAGCGUCGCGAGUGUAUUUUUCUGAUAAUCAACACAGCAUUCAAAUGAGUUUGUGUAGUUCGCGUACAAGCAUUUCUUGUGUAUGCCGGAAAAUUUCACUUUCUUACAGCGUUCAAUCAGUGAGUUUUUUUUUGCUGAGGAAAAGAAAUUCUUUAUCGCAAUUUGACAAGGGAAUAAAAUGACUAAUCGAUUUUGCACUCACAAAGCGUGAUGGGAAAAUUUAUCCUUCCAAUUCAGAGUCUCCCUCCUUCUUUUCUCUAUUGAGUCUGUGUAGAUUCAAUUGGCUGAAGAUUGUAUGAAUGUUCGAUAAGAUUUUCUGGUCAUUUACAUAUACUUAUAUAUUAUAAAAUUUUAUAUAUACUUUCCAAGUAUGAAAAGUUAUUUUUAGUAUGGAUUGUAAUGAAAGAUGAGUCAUUGUAUUAGAUGUAAAUUUAUUUUAGUGAGAUUUGUUGGAGCAAACAAAUCAUUUUACCCAAUUUGCUAUAAGAAUUCCUCUUUUUAAAACGAUAAAAGUGUAAAUAAAUUGUAAGAAUUUGAAGAAAA